UUGUAGAUUCUGAGGGGUUUUAGGGUUUAAGAGCACAAUCCUUCAUUGCCCAUCAAUCUGAUCACCACUGCUCCGAUCUUCUCUCAUUUCCGCCGGUAGAGCUCCCAAUUUCUUUGUUUUCCGGCCAUUUCUCCGGUCACCAUGUGGGCUCUUCGUCGAGCUUCUACGCCCGUCAGGAACCAAGUACUUGGAGUUGGAGCUUCAUAUACUUGUCUUAAAUUAGAUGCAUUGACCACUUGCGCUGAUGUAAACCACAGCAUAGCUACUUCCCAUGUCUUAUCUGAUAGUUUCCGAAUUUCAAAUUGGUUUCACAAUGUAGCUCACGGACAUUCAAAUCAUGGUGUAGAUAGGCGCUGUCUUUCUUCACGAGCCGGUGCAAGAAGUAGCGGGGAGGAAGAUGAGUUGGAAGAUGGGUUUUCCGAACUCGAAUCACCCCCCAAAAUAAAGCCAAUUCAGGCUGCUGAUUUAGAGGAUGAUGAGUUGUUCAUCUCUGAUCCUCUCACUGAUGAUGAUGAUCGUGAUUCUGCAGGGCCCUCUCAGAAUGAUCUGGAUUUAUCAGAGACUGCAGUUGAUGUGGAUGAAAGAAGACCACUAAAUAGAAGGGCUCACUCGGAGCUUUUCCAGGCCAUAAUGAGCAGUCCAGGCUUGUCUAUCCAUAAUGUUCUUGAUAAAUGGGUCAGAGAAGGGAAGGACUUAAACCGAUCUGAGAUAUCGUUAACCAUGUUUAAUCUUCGUAAACGUCGACUUUAUGGAAGGGCACUACAGUUAUCAGAGUGGCUGGAGGCAAAUAAGCGUCUCGACUUUAUCGAGAGAGAUUAUGCUUCUCGCAUCGACUUGAUAGCAAAAGUAUGUGGCUUACCAAAAGCUGAAAGCUACAUUGAGAAAAUCCCAAAAUCUUGCAGAGGUGAGACAAUCUACCGAACGCUGUUGGCAAAUUGUGUUGUUGCCAACAACGUCAAUAAAGCAGAGGAAGUGUUCAAUCAAAUUAAGGAUCUAGGAUUUUCAAUCACUGCAUUUUCUUGCAACCAGUUGCUUCUUCUUUACAAGCGACACCACAAGAAGAAAAUUGCAGACAUUUUAUUAGUAAUGGAGAAUGAAAACGUCAAGCCUUCUCUCUUCACUUAUAAGAUACUAAUUGAUGCCAAAGGUCAAUCCCAUGACAUGGUAGGAAUGGACCAAGUUAUUGAGACAAUGAAGGCUGAUGGCAUUGAACCAGACAUCAACACACAAGCCAUCAUGGUUAAACACUAUGCUUCUAGUGGACUUAAAGAGAGAGCUGUGGAAAUUCUCAAGGAGAUCGAGGGAAAUGACCUGAACAAGAAGCGUUGGGUUUGUCGCUUUCUACUUCCUCUCUAUGGAGUAAUGCAAAUGGCAGAUGAAGUCCAGAGAGUUUGGAAGGUCUGUGAGUUGGAUCCUCGAAUCGAAGAAUGCAUGUCUGCCAUUGUUGCUUGGGGAAAGCUAAACAAUAUCGAACAAGCCGAAACGGUAUUCGAUCAGAUGCUAGAAACGUGGAAGAAGCUGUCGACGAGGCAAUACCACGUGAUGCUAAAGGUCUACGCAGACCAUAAAAUGCUAGCCAAGGGGAAGGAUCUCGUGAAGCGGAUGGCAGACAACGGUUGUCACAUUGGCCCCCUUACCUGGGACGCAAUUGUGAAGCUUUACGUGGAAGCAGGAGACGUCGAAAAGGCCGACUCCGUGCUGCAAAAAGCAAUGCAGCAGAACUCAAUGAAGCCAAUGCAGUGUUCUUUCAUGACAAUUUUAGAUCAGUAUGCAGGACGGGGAGACAUUCAUAACGCAGAGAAAAUGUUCCACCUGAUGAGAGAGGCAGGGUACGUAAGUAGGCCACGCCAGUUUCAGGCUCUGUUGCAGGCUUAUAUAAACGCCAAGGCUCCAGCUUAUGGGAUGAGCGAACGAAUGAAAGCAGACAACAUAAAUAUUAAUAGAGCUUUGUCAACGCAGUUGAGUCAGGUUAGUGUAUUUAGAAAGACAGCAGUUUCAGAUUUGCUUGACUAAGGAUUAGUUUCCAUAUGUUUUAGAUUUUAUUGGUUAACGUUUAAGAAUCAUUUUGAAGUUCAAAAUUUUAUUAUUGUUUAAGGUUUCAUUUAAUCUGA
Molecule: messenger RNA, 2111 nt
Organism: Momordica charantia (bitter melon)
Lineage: Eukaryota; Viridiplantae; Streptophyta; Magnoliopsida; Cucurbitales; Cucurbitaceae
Product: pentatricopeptide repeat-containing protein At1g80270, mitochondrial
Cellular component (GO): mitochondrion
Molecular function (GO): protein binding
Source: RefSeq, a predicted model, not a curated record